AUGGCGAGCGGCUCUAAAAAUGUAAUCACCCGGAAGAUCGCUUUAAUGGGAUAUCCUUGUGUUGGAAAAUCAUCCAUUACUUUACGCUUUGUCCAAGGCCAUUUCCCGGAUGCUUAUGACACCACUAUAGAAGAUCUUCACAACAAACCAUAUCGUUGGCUUGGCCGAGAUUAUAACCUUAAAAUCACAGACACUGCUGGACAACAAGAGUACUCAAUAUUUCCUCGGAGUUGUUCCGUUGAUAUUGAUGGCUUUAUCCUAGUGUACGCUAUAGAUGACAAAAAAUCGUUCGAAAUCAUACAAGUUAUUCACGAUAAAAUCAUGGAGACUAUAGGAGACAACAAGGUGCCAAUCGUUGUAGUUGGUAAUAAAUUGGAUUUGCAACAUGCAUCGCGCAUGGUCACUAAAGAAGACGGUUCAAGAUUAGCUCAAAAAUGGAGAGCUGCUUUUAUUGAGACAUCAGCGAAGGAUAAUACUGUGAGGCUGUGCAACAAAUUUUUGACAAAAUGCUUCACCAGAUCGAACUUGCACGAGGGAAUAUCAGUGAACAAUCAGGCACAAAAUGCAGUAUUUCGUGAAAUCAAAUUGGAGGCCUCGGUUUAUCUUCUUGACUAG
Molecule: messenger RNA, 615 nt
Organism: Cooperia oncophora
Lineage: Eukaryota; Metazoa; Nematoda; Chromadorea; Rhabditida; Trichostrongylidae
Source: the annotation of a GenBank genome assembly